Apis mellifera (honey bee) is the source of this 3858-nucleotide messenger RNA. Its product is annotated as protein argonaute-2. Lineage: Eukaryota; Metazoa; Arthropoda; Insecta; Hymenoptera; Apidae. Bases 273 to 3833 code for a protein of 1186 amino acids. The record is from RefSeq and is a predicted model, not a curated record. Gene Ontology annotation, molecular function: protein binding; RNA binding. The transcript is spliced from 15 exons.
CAAUAGAAAUGUAAGAUAACAUAUAGUUAUUAAAAAUGUAAUUUCCCCAAUUUUGAGCAAAAAGUGAUGAUUAGAGAUACUAUAUAAAGAAACUUAAGACAUAAAAACAGAGUAGUUUUAAAUCUCUUUAGUUUCUUAAAAGUUCGAUCGAAAUUUAUAUGAUAGAAGUUAACGAUUAUAUUUAGGGAAUAUUAUAGAAUACCAUAUGAUAUUUGAAUAUUAAUAUAAAAACUCAACGAUAUUUUUGUUGCAAACAAAUAAAGCAUAUAAAAAUGGCACGAAAAGGAAAGAAAAAACAAAAUGUGCAAAAUCAUCCACAUUCAUCUAUUUCACAACAACAAAGUAACCCAGACCAACAACAAAAUCCAAGUGGUUCACAACAAGUACAUAGUCAACAGCAGCAAUCGGAUAUUUCACAGAAACAUGCAUGUCCAAAACAACAAUCAGAUAGUCCUCAACAACAAGGACAGACAUAUGAUCAACAACAACAACAUAGUUCAUCGCAACAAUCACAUAGUCAAAAGCAACAGUCAAAUAGUCCUCAGCAACAAGCAUGGAAACUUAAUCAACAACAACAACAAAGUUCACCGCAACAACCACAUAGUCAAAGGCAACAGUUGGAUAGUCCUCAGCAACAAGCAUGGAGACUUAAUCAGCAACAACAACAAAGUUCACCGCAACAACCACAUAGUCAAAGACAACAAUCGAAUAGUCCUCAGCAACAAGUACGGAGACCUAAUCAGCAACAACAAUAUAGUUCACCGCAACAAUCACAUAGUCAAAGGCAACAGUCCAAUAGUCCUCAGCAACAAGCAUGGAAACUUAAUCAACAACAACAACAAAGUUCACCGCAACAACCACAUAGUCAAAGGCAACAGUCUAAUAGUCCUCAGCAACAAGCAUGGAGACUUAAUCAACAACAACAACAAAGUUCACCGCAACAACCACAUAGUCAAAGGCAACAGUUGAAUAGUCCUCAACAACAAGCAUGGAGACUUAAUCAGCAACAACAACAACAAAGUUCACCGCAACAACCACAUAGUCAAAGACAACAAUCGAAUAGUCCUCAGCAACAAGUACGGAGACCUAAUCAGCAACAACAAUAUAGUUCACCGCAACAAUCACAUAGUCAAAGGCAACAGUCCAAUAGUCCUCAGCAACAAGCAUGGAAACCUAAUCAACAACAACAACAAAGUUCACCGCAACAACCACAUUGUCAAAGACAACAGUCGAAUAGUCCUCAGCAACAAGUAUGGAGACCUAAUCAACAACAACAACAACAUAAUUCACCACAACAAGAAACUGCUGUUGUUUUAAAAAAAAAUGAUUCAUUGACACAAAAUAUGCAAGAUAUGUAUUUGGAUCAAAUACCAAAACGAACUAAUCAAAUAAAUAAAAUAGAUAGAAAUAUUAUCGUAGAAACAAAUAUGCUUAAACUUAUUUUUACACAAAAUUUUCAAACAAAUAUUAUACAUUAUGAUGUAAUCAUAACACCAGAUAAACCAAAAUUUUUAUUAAGAACUGUUUUUGAAGAAUUUAGAAAAAAGCAGUGUCCUAAAAGAUAUCCUGCAUUUGAUGGUAGAAAAAAUGCAUAUAGUGCAAAACUUCUUCCUUUUGGUGAUAAAAGUAAAGAAGAAGAAAUAAACGUUUUUGAUGUUAAUACAAGAAAAGAAAGAAAUUUCAAAAUAUAUUUAAAUAAAGUUGCAUGUCUUGAUUUAUCAUGGUUAACAAAUCUAAAAUGUGAUAUGAUGGAUUCUGAAAGGAAUCAAAAAUGUAUACAAGCAUUAGAUAUUAUUUUACGUCAUGGACCUGCAUACCAAUAUACAGUGGUUGGCAGAUCACUUUUUCAACCACCAGAACCAGGAAGGAUUGUAUCAUUAUCAAAUGGAUUAGAUUUAUGGGUUGGUGUAUUUCAAUCUGUUGUAAUUGGAUCUAAACCAUAUUUGAAUAUAGAUGUUGCACAUAAAGGAUUUCCUAAAAGUCAAUCAGUUAUUGAGUUAAUGAAAGAACUAUGUAAUGUACAGGAUUUAACUCCAAAAAAUAUAGAAUAUAAUCUUGUUAAUAUAAAUAAAUUUUUAAAAGGAUUAAAAAUUCAAUAUGAAUUACCUGGACAACCUACUUCUAAAAGAACUUAUCGUGUAAAUAAAUUAGUUGAUUCUGCAAGAGAAAAUAAAUUUCGUUUGGAAGAUCAAACUUUAUGUUCGGUUGAAAAAUAUUUUUUGCAAAUUAAAAAAUAUACAAUAAAAUAUCCCAAUUUGCCAUGUCUUUGGGUAGGAUCUCAAAAAAAUUCCAUUUAUUUACCUGCUGAGUUAUGCACAGUAAUUGCCGGACAAGUCAUAAACAAAGAAAUGAAUAAAAUUCAAACUUCUAAGAUGGUUCGUGAAACAGCAACUAAUACACAAAAACGUAAAGAAAAAAUUAUGAAUGGUUUUGCUAAGAUGAAUUUAAAUCAGCAGCCAACUUUAAUGAAUGAAUUUCAUUUUUCUGUAAAUACAGAAUUUGAAAAAGUACCAGCAAGAGUUCUAAAGGCUCCAAAAUUACAGUAUAAAGAAAAAGAAAUUACUGUAAGUAAAGGAACAUGGAAAGCAGACAAAUUUUUUAGUCCUUGUGUUUUACCAAAGAAUUUAUGGACUAUUUUAAACUUAGAUAAAUUCGUCAAUGCUCAUGAUUUAUAUAAUUUACAUAAUAAACUACUGCAUAGUGGUAAAUUCUUGAACAUGAAAAUUGAAGAAGCACAAACUCCAUUUACAAAUUUAACUAUUCAAACAAAUAUUAAUAAUAUUAUCGAAUAUUUUAAAGAUAAAAAGAAACAAAAUAUAUUACUUGUAGUAGUGAUACUUCCAAAUUUAGAUAAUGCAUAUAGUAUUGUAAAGCAAAUUUCUGAACUUCAAAUACAUGAAGGUAUCGUAACUCAAUGUAUAAAAAAUCAAACUUUAAAAAAAUUAAAUGACUCAACAAUUGGGAAUAUUCUGUUAAAAAUUAAUUCAAAGCUUAAUGGUAUUAAUCAUAUUAUUACUCCUACUAAUCGUCCAAAUUGUUUAUAUCAGCCAUGUAUGAUAAUUGGUGCAGACGUGACUCAUCCAUCACCUGAUGCUACAAACAUACCAUCAAUUGCAGCUGUAGCAGCAAGUCACGAUCCAAAUGCUUUUAAAUAUAAUGUUGAAAUAAGACUUCAAUCACCGAGAGAAGAAAUAAUUCAAGAUUUGGAAGAAAUUAUGAUCAUUCAGUUGAAAUACUUUUAUGUAACAACAGGACAAAAACCUCAAAAAUUAAUUUUUUAUCGAGAUGGAGUAAGUGAAGGAGAACUUGUAAAAAUAAUGCAUAAAGAAUUAUCUGCAAUAAAAAGAGCUAUUGCGCGCUUAGAGAAAUCUAAUGAAUUAAGAAUUCCAAUCACAUUUCUUGUAGUUCAAAAACGACAUCAUGUACGCUUUUUUCCAACUGAUGCAAAAAAUUCUGAUGAUAAAAAUUUUAAUGUACAGGCGGGCACCAUUGUUGAUACUGAAAUUACGCAUCCAACUCAUAUAGAUUUUUAUCUUGUAUCUCAUGCUAGCAUACAAGGUACUGCUAGACCUACAAAAUAUAGAUGUAUAUGCAAUGAAAAUCAAAUGCCUGAAAAUGAAAUUGAAGAACUUACAUAUUAUCUUUGUCAUAUGUUUGCACGUUGUACAAGAUCUGUUAGUUAUCCUGCACCUACAUAUUAUGCUCAUUUAGCUGCUUUUAGAGCAAGAGCAUUAAUACACAAUAUUCCAUUAAAUAUAGAUAAUCUGCAAGAGGAACAGCGGAAAAAAAUGACCUUAAGAAUAAAUAAAAGUUCACCUAUGUUUUUUGUAUAAAAUAAAUAUAUUAUUUUAAUAUGUA